Symbiodinium natans is the source of this 1761-nucleotide messenger RNA. The record is from the annotation of a GenBank genome assembly. NCBI's taxonomy places the organism in Eukaryota, Dinophyceae, Suessiales, Symbiodiniaceae.
AUGCGUGAAAAGUUUGCAGAGCAGAGGACCUGUCCCGAGACGCUGCUGGUCUUCCCGCAGGGUACCAAGAGCGCCCCGGAGCAUGCGCGGAAGAAUCGGCCAGGCAAGAAGGAGGAGGAGGACACGGAGAAAGCCAAGGCACGGCGCAGGGACAACGUCAAGACCGAAAAGGAGAAGUUGAAGGCAGCGCUGCUCAAGGAGGUCCCAAAAGAGAAGGAGAGGGACAAGGAGAACGACAAGGAGGGCAAGAAGGACGAUGGGAAGGAGGACAAGAAGGACACACGCUGGAUCUCCGCGUUUGUGGAAGCCCGGCCCAGCGAAGACUACCCGCCGCAUUGGUACUUCGAGGACGUGCAGUUCCUGGUGUCGCUCAUCAACUUCCAGGACCUGAAGAAGUCCAUCGUGAAGCACGACAAGCACACCUUCUCUCCGGUGGAGUCCUCCGACGGCAAGGCGAUCGACCGGGGCUGGCACGACUUCGUCCACUGCGACGAGGCGACGCUGCGCUCCAGCGGCUUCGUGGACAAGGACGACACCGUCUGCGCCUCCGUCUACCUGGCUGGCGGGGCGAUGAAGGUGAACUCCAAGACCAAGUCGCGGUACAUGAGCAAGAUCGACCCGGGCUCCUACGAGCGGGCGCCGCAGUUCUUGAACAGCCUCGUGCAGAUUUGGUACCACCUGGGGUACUUCCGCUCUGCCAGGGUUCUGCCGGCCUUGCGAGAGAUCUUUGUGCGGCUGCAGGUCUGCAAGGCACCGGGGCAGCGCCUCUUCUUUUGUUACUUGUGUCUCUCAAUUUGGUGGCCGCGGCAGGCAGAUCCAGACGUCUUCUGCCAGGAGGUUUUCUCGUGUCUGGAGUCCGAGCUCAUGCCCACGGCAGAGAUGCUCAAGGCCGAAGAGGCCGCGGUGAAGGCGGCCGCAGCCAAGGCCAAGGGCGGCAAGGCGGCGAAGGCGCUACCACGCGUGGUUGAGGUGCCCGCAGAGAACAAGACGCUUUGGCAGUCCAUCCAGGACAUGUUCACCUUCGAGGUGGAGUGGGCGGCCCAGGCCCUGGAGGGCGACUUCUCGGAUGCCUGCGUGCACACCGGGCCCUGCUUCACCCUGGACGGGGUGGUCCGAGGCUUCGCCACCUUGGAAGAGACCUUGGACCAGUACUUCUCGCCUAAAAUCAUCGAGGACGGUUCUGGACUUCGAGUGCGCACGACACGAAAGUUCCGGCGCACGCCAUCGGUCCUGCAGUGGUACCUGAAGCGGGGCGACUACGAUUGCUGCACGGGUCUCUCGGGUCUCACGGAGACCUUCUUGCGCUUUCCGCGCCAGAUCGACUUGAGCAAGUACGCCGAGGGCGGGGCCCUCUACCACCUGUAUGCCAUCAUGGUGGAGUGUGACGACCACUACUUAUCCUACAUCCGGCCCGAGAUGGAAGGUGACCGGGGACAGUGGUAUCGCUUCGAUGACCGGGAGGCCGGCGCGGCGGUCUGUGGCGUCUCGAAUGCCACUGCCGUGGACGCCUCCUUUGGCGGGGAGGAGUGGCUCUGCGUGAACUACCUCUACGGCCCCUCUGCGGUGCUCAAGCGGCCGCGUGAGUCGAGGGCCUCCAUGCUGCUCUACCUCAAGGAGAUGCCAAUGAUGCCUGUUGUUCACAACAUGUUUCCACAUGACAGCGAGCUCGGUCAGCUUCUCCGAGAACCGAAGCUGCCGAAACUCUGCCCAGAACUGCAGAUGCCUCUCCAGCGCGGUGAGCACAUGCAGGCCCCGCUAUAG